CAGAGUGUCCGCUGUGCUCCGCAGCGAGAGGACGCGGCGCCGCACUGCUCACUCAACAAGCGUGCACGGGGCGAAACGGCGGUGCCCGUGAGGCCCUCAUCCAUCACCGCGAUGGGAAUUAGCACAGCAUUCUUUGUGAGACAAGCCCUCAUGCCUGACUACCUUAAACCGCUCCAUCUGAGGACCCAGACUUUAAAACACUGCAGCUGAACAAGCUCCUCCAUAGUGCAUUGAGGAGGAUAGGAUGAAGAUGAUGUUUGUCUUGUCAACUUGGACAAGGGCGUUUAUUUGAACCUCAUCUGAGUUCUGUACAUCAUCAACAACACAAUGUCUGCCAUGUGUAUUUCUGCAGUGGUACUGUGGACAUUGGUGGUUGAACUCUCAGCUCGGGUUUUGACAACAACUCACCCAGUUGAACUACACCUCCUAUCCCCUCGCCAUUAUCAAUACAAAGACCCAGACUCUGGCUCUCAGUUGGUCUGUGACAAGUGCCCGGCAGGUACCUAUGUGUCUGCCCAUUGUUCCCAAACUGCUGUUAGGGAGUGCAGUCCCUGCCCCAAAGGUACUUUCACACGAGGUGAAAACGGCAUUACGCAAUGCCAUCAUUGUCGAGCUCCGUGUCCUGCAGGCCUGAUUGAGAAGGUACCCUGCACUACCUCUCAGGACCGCGUUUGUACCUGUCCUCCAAACACCUUCCAGAUAGGAGAAGGUAGCACCGAGUGUAAGCCCCAUUCGUUGUGCCCGCCUGGGACAAGGGUGAAAAAGAAAGGUACUGAAACAGAAGAUGUUAUAUGUAAGCCGUGCACCAAAGGAACUUUCUCCAAUGCCGAAUCAAAUGCAAUCAAGUGCCGAGCCCAUGCGGACUGCCAAGCUCAGGGGUUGACGCUACUCAUCGUGGGAACAAGAGAGACUGAUAAUCUUUGUGGACCGAUGUCUACAACCAUCCCAUCUGCACAAAGACAGGAAUUAGUGACUCUGGCUUCGUCCUCAUCAACAUUAGAUCACAAAGGCAUCAACGGCCGUUCAGCUGCUAUUCAACUGAGGGAAAACCAAGGUGGGGAAAUUCGUACAAGCACCUUUCGAGCAAUCCUUGACCCCACUCAGGUUUCACCUCCCAUAGCCCCAAAACAACUGGUCCAUCCGCGGGACCAAAUCAAUUCAGACCCUUUGCUUGGUCCUAACAAGAGGAUGAUGGAAGGAUUUGAGGGGUCAGAGGUCAGGGGAGGGACGGGGAUCAAUAAGAUUCCUAUACAGCCAAACAAAGACAAAGUUUCCAAUUAUAACCGUCCCACUCGAAGAGGAUCCCCACGGCCGAGCACUCACGAUUACUUCGAUAUCAACGAGCACCUCCCCUGGAUGAUAGUCCUGCUGCUCCUGCUCGUCCUGGUUGUGAUCGUGAUGUGCAGUGUGAAACGGAGUUCCCAUGUGCUUAAGAAAGGCCCCAUGCAGGAUCCCAGCAGUAUCGUGGAAAGGGCAAUUCAGAAGAAACCAUCUCUGCCCCCCGCACAGGUCAAAGAGAAGUGGAUCUAUUAUUCCAACGGACAAGGAGUGGACAUUUUAAAACUGGUUGCAGCUCAAGUGGGCUCCCAGUGGAUUGACAUUUAUCAGUCACUGGCCAACGCCACCGAGCGGGAAGUGGCAGCCUUCUCCAGUGGCUACUCGGCAGAUCACGAGCGGGCAUACGCUGCGCUUCAACACUGGACCAUUCGGGACAGUGACGCCAAUCUAGCCAAGCUGAUCAACGCCUUGCACAAACAACGGCGCAUCGACGUGGUGGAGAAGAUCAGAUUGGUCAUGGAGGACAACCCGCAGUUUGAUCUAAACCAACUGAUGACGUCUGUGAAUGUAAGCCAAAGCCUCAGUCCUAUUCACAAGCCUCCGGAGUCUCCCAGCAGCACCGGCACCGGCGCCGGCAGCAGCGCUGCAGGUGUGGAGCAGUCGCCGGUGGACCGCACCAAAGGGUUCUUCCAUGAUGAGUCAGAACCGCUGCUCCGUUGCGACUCCACUUCCAGCAAAGACUCUGCUCUUAGUCGGAAUGGCUCGUUCAUCACAAAAGAAAAAAAAGACACGGUGCUUCGCCAAGUCCGCCUUGACCCGUGCGACCUCCAACCCAUCUUUGACGACAUGCUGCACAUCCUGAACCCCGAGGAGCUACACGUUAUCGAGGAGAUCCCCGCUGCCGAGGACAGGCUUGACCAGCUUUUUGAGAUUGCGGGAGUCAAAAGUCAGGAGGCCAGCCAGACGCUGUUAGACUCGGUCUACAGCCACCUCCCUGACCUUUUGUAGACAGAGGAGAGGAUGAUGUCAUAAAAUAUGUGCAAUGAAAAUCUGGUACCGUUCAAAUCGAGCACAACAUUAAUCCAAUGCAAUGACCCAUCAUCUUAAAUUUAUGUACCAGAAGGUUGGAAACGAGUCUGUUAUCUACUUUUAAUGAUUUUGACCUUUACUCUUCCUUCUCUGUUGUAUUGUGCAUUCUUUGUUAUUCCUUCAUCCACCAUCAAAGUCAAUACUUGGUGACACUCUUGCAAACUCUAUUAAAUAUAUUUUGAGUUUUACAAUGUAGCAAACAUUACAUCAUGAAUCAAGAACUUGUUGAACAUGCCUAGCUAUAAACAAUUCAGUACACUGCUAUUGUUCUUGUUUUUAAAGAGGCUCUUAAAGAUAUAUCACAAACAUUUAUUGACAUAUUAUCCAGCAUAUGUGCCUGAUCUGAUAUGUAUUUUUUUCACGUGAUGGGAAAAUGAAUGCUUCAAAUUUGCCAGCUGUUGUAUUUUUUCUACCCCACUAGAUGGCACUCUCUGUUCAAUAUUGGACUAAAGUCACACUAACUUGCCAUUUCUUAAAGGUCUUUAUUUAAACCAGCAGUGCUAUCUAGAGCUGUUCUGCUACAAACUGGAAUACAAAAUAUGCAUACUCAAUUCUACUUGAAAUAUGUCUAUGUAUGACUUUGGAUUUAAAAGAAAUACUCAAGGACUCGAAAAUGAACUGUAAAGUACACCAAAUAAAAAGACUUUGCUAGUCACCACGACAGUUGAAGCAAUAUUGGAACUGAAAGUCUCAAACAUAUGUUGCUUCGAAAUUUGCAGAGAGACAAAGAGGAUAAGCAGGAUGUCGUGACUUGGAUAGAGCAUGAGAUUUUUUUUUCGUUACUUAUAUUGACGUAUGGAAAGAAGAAGUUGAGUGGAUGAUUUCACUAUUCACAAUCAUAGCCACUAUGUUUACUUUGUAACUUUAAAAUAGCUCAAUAAAAUCUCAAUAUUUGUUAUAA
Messenger RNA from Syngnathus typhle (broad-nosed pipefish), 3268 nucleotides. RefSeq names its product tumor necrosis factor receptor superfamily, member 21 (gene tnfrsf21). The coding region runs from base 328 to 2286 and encodes 652 amino acids. Gene Ontology annotation, biological process: oligodendrocyte apoptotic process; neuron apoptotic process; humoral immune response. Gene Ontology annotation, molecular function: protein binding. The record is from RefSeq and is a predicted model, not a curated record. The transcript has 6 exons. NCBI's taxonomy places the organism in Eukaryota, Metazoa, Chordata, Actinopteri, Syngnathiformes, Syngnathidae.